Messenger RNA from Lineus longissimus, 2131 nucleotides. RefSeq lists its product as uncharacterized. Lineage: Eukaryota; Metazoa; Nemertea; Pilidiophora; Heteronemertea; Lineidae. The record is from RefSeq and is a predicted model, not a curated record. Gene Ontology annotation, molecular function: alpha-1,6-mannosyltransferase activity. The transcript has 2 exons. Gene Ontology annotation, cellular component: mannan polymerase complex. Bases 634 to 1785 code for a protein of 383 amino acids. Gene Ontology annotation, biological process: cell wall mannoprotein biosynthetic process; protein N-linked glycosylation.
GGCCGGUUUAUUUUAUGCUGGCUAUAUAUAGCCGACGAUCAGUCUCAAUGACAAAAAAAACGAGGUUUCUCUCAAUCCGUCCUUUCAUGAUAUUAACAUGCAGGCUGAAAACUGUAGUAUGCUGAACAUUUGCAAUAGAUCGGCCGGUUUAUGCACGAAAUGUCGUAUCCUAUGGGAACGCCAAUGCGUCCACUCACGCGUGAGGCUGUUUCACAAAAAGACUAUAGCGUUGAAAAACUGAAUAUAUUAAUGGUGGGAUUUAUACAGAAUUAGGACUGGUUUGUGUUGUGCAACCAUAUGCAUAACCUAAAAUUCAGACUUGUUCAUUCUUGAAUUUGAAUUAUUUAUGAGUGUUCGAAUGAAAUUGAAAUGAGUAUUCGAAAUGAGUAUUGACUGAAAAGACCAUAAAGUUGUGCAAAUCAAAGACAAAGAUUCUUUUGGAAAUGUUAAGAUAUUUGUAAUCGGAUUUGAAUAGAACUAAUAUGAAAGAAGAGAGGGUGAUGAUAAUCGGAUUUUCCAAAUGACCACUUCUCGAAUAUCGUCUGUUUAGUGAUGCAUGGAAUGGAUUGGAAUGGACAUGCAUUUCAUCUGUUUGUCUCUUGGAUAUCAAACCUGCUGUAGGCCUGUCGCAAAAUGAGGGCUGACCACUUUCCGCGAUGUCAUCGGUGGCUACUUUGUCAGAUGAGAUACCCCUUGAAUCUGUUUUUUGUGUGUCUUCUCCUGAUGACAUUUGCCCUCUACAGAUACCAAUCAGGUCAACGUUGCCGCUACCGCGACAACCAAACAUCCCAAGGGAAGUUUCCUCUUCGCAGUAUAACUAGUGGAUCAGUUAAUAAAACUCGCUUAAACAGGACAGUAGAUCAGCCGACCGUGGUAGUGUUAUCAUUAUUACAUAACUCUGAACCAUCUUUAGAGGAUUUUAAAUUUUUGGUGGAAACCUUAACAUAUCCUCAUGAACUCAUUUCUGUUGUUUUUGGGGAGGAUGGAAGUAAGGACGGGACUGUUCUGAAAGCUAAGCAGGUGCUGAGUUCUCUUACGUCCGAAUUCAGAAGAGUGGAUUUCCACCAUUUUGAUUUGGGAGGACAGUAUCCGUGGGAUUUACCUAUUGGCGGAGACCCCAAGCACAGGGCCUCCGUUCAGAAGGAAAGGAGGCGACAUUUGGCUUUGGCGCGGAACAUGUUGUUAACAAAUGGUCUCGGGGAUGAAGACUGGGUGUUAUGGAUAGAUAGUGAUAUCAUAAAGACUCCGCCCGAUAUCAUAGAGCAAAUGUUAGCCACCAAAAAGGAUAUUGUAGCGCCUCGAUGCAUGUAUAAACCAAAUAAAGACGAGGAAUUGCUGUAUGAUAGGAACACGUGGCAAGACACCGAUGCCUCCCGGAAAUAUAAAGCUGAUCCAGGCAUCUUGUUCUUGGAGGGAUACAACGGAGAACGCCCACCGAAACUCAACAUGGACCAACUGAAAGAUCGUGGCGUUGACCUGGUAGAAGUCGAUAGUGUCGGUGGGUGUGUCCUGUUGAUAAAGGCAAUACAUCACCAACAGGGUUUGGUGUUCCCACCAUAUAUUUACAAACAUUAUAUAGAGACGGAAGGCUUAUCGAAGAUAGCACAAGCCAUGGGCUUGAAACUAUGGGCCAUGCCAAGAUUAACAGUAUAUCAUUAUCAUUCAGGCACUGAUCCAGCCUUUUAUAAAAGAAACGCAGUAAGAUCUCAGCAACGAUUUGGCAUGAAUGGCAUUGACAUGCAAAAGGCAAUAAAACUAAUAUUUUUGCAAAAAUCAAGGACAUGAUUCAAUGACUCUGUUGAGAUAAAGCGCUCCAUGGAUCAUGCUUUACACUCAUCUCAAAUUGGUCUUAUUAAGACAAAGUCACAACCAGAUGCUGGGGGAAGAUCACUUUAAGAAGGUUUUAGUAGAGUAAUGGAAGUGAUAGCUGUACGAUAUCUGGACAAUGGACAAAUUAAUUUGUGUUGCCAAAGGAGGUGUAGUCUUUUCCCUAUUUUAGCAGUUCAGAAGUCCCAACUCCUUGCUGUCUUUUAUCCUAGUACAAUGUAAAAUCCAGAUUAUUGGGUCAGUUCAUGAAGGAUUUGUGAUAAAACUGUCAAUUCACACACAUUUCACAGCCCCGGGCGAAAUA